Molecule: messenger RNA, 5925 nt
Organism: Capsaspora owczarzaki ATCC 30864
Lineage: Eukaryota; Filasterea; Ministeriida; Capsasporidae
Exons: 6
Coding region: 179-5809 (1876 amino acids)
Biological process (GO): protein deubiquitination
Cellular component (GO): nucleus; cytosol
Molecular function (GO): cysteine-type endopeptidase activity; protein binding; cysteine-type deubiquitinase activity
Source: RefSeq, a predicted model, not a curated record
GUUCUUUGCUGGGCAGAACCGCCACCAAACCAACCAGCAUCCCCCCUUCCCACCAAAAGACCUCAGAAAAGCUCCAGCAAGAUCUUUGUUGCCAGACCAUCGUAACAGCAUCACAAAAGAACACAAAGCCAAGUAAUAAGAGAGCAGGGGUAGCCAAGACACACGGGUCCGUCAAAAAAUGGCGCCAACAGCCAGAGAAACUGAGCGCGCUGCUUGGGCAUGGGUUGGCCAGGUGUCCCGUGCGCAGGACAUUACACAGGCACACAUCAACUGCGCGUUUCGCGUAGACCACCCAGUCUGCCCCGUGCAGCGGUUUGACGUGGCUUCAGCAUCAAGUCCGGACGGCGCUGGUUCUGGCGCUGAGACCUCGACGGCUGCAUUGGCUGCGUCGGACGCUGGGGCAAACCCGGUUGCGAGCCUGGCUGGACACCGCAAGAAUUGCACGAGCAAUCCCAACUGCGUGGGCCAUCUGGGCGAGACGGGCCUGCGAUGGUCUGCAGAGACGGCGGUUGGCGCGCGCGCUGCCGAGCGCCGUCAGCAAUCCCAGUCCAAGCAGCAGCAGCAGCAGCAGCAGCAGCAGCUCAAGGCAUCCAGCAACGAAAUGCCAAGCGCUGCUAGUACGAGUUUGGCUGCCACGGUGCCAAGCGAGGCAAUGCUGGUCAAUGAUGCAACGGCCGAGGGACCGUUGGAUGGCGAGGCAUCGCUCGAUUGCAAGCCAAAAGGACGACGAAGUGCGUCCAGGAGCGCGUCUGCCAAGCAAUCCUCAGCUCGUUCGCAAUCCAACACGAGCGAGGCGUCAUCGAAGGACGCCAUCCCUGCAACGGCCGUCAUCGCACCUGCUGCGACGGCACGAGCUGCUGCUGCUGCUGCUGCUGCGUCCGGCGUGACCUCAUCAGACCAAGCAGGCCAGUCCGUGUCUGCCACUGAACUCUUUCCCGACGUGCCUGAAAUCACUGACGACGAUGUUCGACAAGUAGAGUCCAAGAUCCUGUCCAUUCUCGGGCCAGAUCCGCAACUCUCCCUUCGACCGGCUGGAGAAUACGCUGGUCUGCGCAACCACGGCGCAACCUGUUAUGCCAACUGCUUUUUGCAGGUCUUGUUCCACAACCAAAGCUUUCGAAGAGCCAUUUUGGCCUACAAUCCAAGCCAAUCCAAACGGCUACGGCACUUGCAGCCCGACAAGAGCGCCUGCUUUCAAUUGCAAGCGCUCUUCAUGCGCCUGCUCCACAGCAGGACGUCUUUCGUCGAUCCCCUGGCCUUGAUUGAGACGCUUGGCCUCAAGAAGAAUGAGCAACAGGACGCGCAAGAGUUCAACAAGCUGUUUCUGACGCUUCUCGAGCGCGAGGUGAACGACCAGCCUGAUGCCACCGUCCGCCACAUUGUCCAAAGCCAAUUUCGUGGCAUGUACGUGUAUGUGACGCAAUGUCUCCAGUGCAAGACCGAGUCUGUGCGAGACUCUCCGUUCUUUGAGCUCGAGGUGCCCGUCCAAGGCCAUCGAACGUUGGAUGAUUGUCUAAACUCCAUGCUUGCGAAAGAGCAACUCAACGGAUCCAACAAGUACUUUUGCGGAAGCUGCAAUGCAAAGCAAGACGCCGUGCGGUUUAUGCGCCUGCGCGAGAUGCCGCCAGUCCUCAACAUCCACCUGCUACGAUACAUUUACGAUCCUGUAGCACACAACAAGAAGAAACUGGUCAACCCAAUCACCUUCCCGGACGAGCUCGUUCUGACCCCAGACCGCUUUGUUGCCUCUGCGCCCACAACCACAAUCAAGUACAAGCUCAAGGCCGUGCUGCUUCACCGAGGCAAUUCCGCCAACGCCGGUCACUAUUUCGCUCAUGUUCGAGCGCCAGCCACCGAGUCGGCGGCAACGCUGGGCGCGGACGCAAGCAGCAGCAGCAGCUGCAGCAGCCAACUCCUCGGCCAAAAUGGCACACAUCGCCCUGUGUCCAGUGGCGCUGGUGGUUCUAGCAGUUCCAAUGGUAGCGAAGCUCUUGGAGGCCUGUCGCAGUCUCCGACUUCCAAUUCGGCUGACGUGUGGUGGACGUUUGAUGACGAGCACGUCACUGUCAUGGACGACGAGACUGCUCGCACCAAAAUGGAUCACGAGCGAGGCUACACCUCCUACACUGCUGCUGCGGCCGCCAAUGCUGCAGCGAGCGAGCUUGAGAACGGCAGCGACACAAGCGUCGAGAGCACGUCGAAGGCAAACUCAACGGGCCGUAAAAGCAAAAGUAAAAGCAAAAGGAACACGGGCAGCACAACAGCUGCUGGCCGUGGUGCGCGCAAGCGACCCACCAAGUCGAACAACCCGCCAAGUCAUCGCUCGUCCGACUUUCUCGCAGACGAUGGCGAUGACUCCGACCUCAUCGUUGCUCAGCUCCUGCAAGCCGGUUCCGAUGAUGUGGAAUUGAGCGGGGUGACGUCAGACCACUCCAGCGAUGAAGAGUAUGCGAGCAAGGAGGCAACAAAGUCUGUCCGCAAGGCACCUGGGCGGAAGGGCAGGCCCGCCAAAGCGUCUCAGAGCGCGACACGAGGCAAGCGGACUCGCGCCCAAGCCGAAGAGGAAGAUGCCGUGAUUGAAAUUUCAAGCCAACAAGCGCGCGACCCCAAGGCCAGUGCGAUGGUUGUGGAUGUGGCCAGUACCGAGCCGCAGGGCAUCGAAUUGAUUGAUAUUUCGAGUCUGGACGGAGUGCCGCCAACACAUAAACCCACAGAAGCAUCCAAUAGUGACUCGAGUGAGUUUCCACUACCGUCAGCAUCAACACCAUCUUCAACAGCAGCAGCAGCAGCAACAGCAACAGCAGCACUGGUGCUGGCCGAGGUCAUUGCCAGCGAAGACGACGAAGCGGCUCGUCCAGGCAAACGCCCUCGCCGUGAUGCGACCGCCGACCAAGUUCCUCCUCACCACCAUCGCUCAGGCAAGGCAUACAUGCUUGUCUACGUCCGCGAAGGAUCAGACAAGGAGCUCGCGGGCGCCGUUGACCAACCGCAGUCGGUUAGCCAACCCAUGGACGUGGACAUGGACGACGUCGCGUCGGUCGACCAGCCAGCAGACUCGAGCACCAACCGCUCACCCUCGUCCGCUUACCAGGCGGCCAUGCAUGCCAUCCGUCAAAUGAACGAAGAACUGGGCCGACACGUCAUCGCCUACAAUCAGCGCAAGCAGCAGAUGCUGCGCACCGUUUUGGAGAGCAAGCUGGCCUCUCGCCGAUGGUUUAACGCGCUCGCGCGACCAGUUCGUCAUCCGAGUGCGCAUGCGCUGCAGCAGCUGCUGCAGGACGUCAAUGUUGAGGUCGAAGUCGAUGAUGGCAACGAUGUCACGACCAUUUCGGAAAGUGCCCCGCAGCCACCGCUGCUGCAACAGAAUACUGCCGACGAUGGCGGCGCGUUUGACAUUAUCUCGAUGGAUUGGCUUCGAAACUGGCUAACACGCGUCGAUCGCGAUGCAGUCCCCGCAGUGAACAACUCGGCGAUUCUCUGCGACCACGACAAGGUGGAUCCGCUGGCGAUUGCCCAUUUCAAGUUCAUCCGCUCGGACACGGCCGAAGCCUUGUACAAGCGCUACGGCGGAGGACCGCGACUCACAGCACCAGAGGCCUUGUGCCGGGAAUGCGUCGUCCGUGAGUGGCACGUGCGCUCUACGGCGAAUCAGCUGACGGCCGAUCAGCUGCAUGUCAAGCAGAUCGUGGAGGCAGCUGCAGGCGCUCCGAGCCCGGCUUCUUUGAAGGACUGCGCAUGGGUUGGCCGUCAGAGCAUGCGAGAUUGGCUCCGUCUCAAGACCUCCGCACAAUCCGAGCAAGCGCGAUCGGAGCAAAGUCGUCUGGAAGACUUGCAACAGGCGCGUCAACUGGAAGCUCGUCAGAUUAUCGCCGAGCAGGAUAUGGAGCGCCAAAAAGAGCGCGAUCAGUCUGCCCUGACAGCCCUCAACGCGACUGCAGCAAAGCUGGUGAUGCUGGACAACCCGGCUCCCUCGUCUGCCACGGCCAUGGAAAUAGAUGGCGAGCCGUCGUCGUCGUCGUCGUCGUCGUCGUCGUCGUCGUCGUCGUCGUCGUCGUCGUCGUCGUCGUCGCCGUCGUCGCAGCAACCAUUGAUGAAGCUCGAGCACACCAACGGCACUCACGGGGGUGAUGCUGGCGACGAUGACGAGGUCGUCUUCCAACAGGCUCCAGACGUCUCCAUCUUGCCGAACGCCCUCCGUUCAGCUGACGCAAAUGCUGCUGCUGCCGUUGCUACAAUCGACCUGGGUGAGCUGCCACCAAGCUCGUCUACCAACAAGCCAGCUGCCAAGUCGAGCUCGACUCUUUUCAACGGCGAGUUGAUCUGCCGGCACGGCAAUCUGGUGCCGGAAUCCAUCGCGCCUCGAACGGCUGUGCCCUUGGGUGUUUGGCAUCUCCUUCCCAUCCAUUGGCCCGACAGCAGCACUGUCCAGCCCAUUCCAGCGACGACGCCCGACUGCAGCCUUUGCCUUGCUUCGCACUCUGCCAAUCACUUGGCGGCGUCCCAGGUCCACGCCGAUUUGGCGCAGCAGCGGUCAUUGCUCAGCGCCUUGUACAAGAACACGCAUCGGCCAGUCUUGCACGCGAGCGAGCCGGCGCGAGUUCCAGAUGUCGUCCAGCGGCAGUUGGCAGCAGACGCAGUGUUUGCUGCUCACGACGACGAAGACAUUGACCUUGUGGACGACAGCGCAGAUGCUCGCUCCCGGCCAGCAGUUGCGAGUCAUGCCGCCGAGCCAGAAAACGGCCAUGCUGGACGCAAUCCAGUUCUGGCUGCCUUCGCGGUCAAUGUUUUCGCGGUGGAGUCGGUCUUUUUGGACCAGUGGAGGGCUGUGCUACGCAAACCCAAAGGCGCAGUUCUUCCAGGCGUGUUGACCAACGACAGCUUGUUUUGCCACCACUCUGAGCUGGUGAUUGCGCCAUUGGACGCCAUCGACCCGAUGCUGGGUGCUGAAAUGCCCUCUCCUGCUCGAUACACCCUUGUCUGGCCACGCGAGUGGGACUUGCUGGUGAAAUGGUACUCGAAACCACGCGAAUCAGCAGCCGUUUCCAGUACUCCCAACAACCACAGUCUGUCCUCCGGUGAUGUUCAGGACGGGGUUGCCAUCGCGGAUGAAGCAAUCACGGCAGCAGCGUCUUCCUCCUCUGCUGGAGCCACGCCUCGCGCUGUCAUGUUGCAAUUCGACCCCGUUGCGCGUUGCUGGGCAUCCGUCAUUCCAACCUGCACGUCUUGUAUUGGCCGGCUUCGGCAGACAGAGGAAGAGGCGCGUUUUAUUUAUGUCGACUCACCAUUCACGGUCGUGCACCUAGCCAAGUCGGAGUGGUCUCAAGUUCACCAUCAGGCUGUUGAACGCGCGCGCCAACCCGCAGUCAUGCCCUGGGGUAGCGCGUCGGCCAUCGUACCAGCACCGGCCAGCCCCGACAACCCGCCGUCCACAGCAGGCGAGUCGCCAUCCACGCCGUCCCAGGGUAGAUUCUCUGUUCUCGGCACACGUAAGGCUUCGCGCCGUCGCGGCAAACAACACAAGGUGUUUGUUUCAAGCACCGACACGCUGAAAAAGCUCAAAUUAGAGAUCAUGACAAAGUUCCAAGUAGCACCGAUCGAUCAGCACGUUUUCGAUGGUGAGCGAGAGCUGCGCGGAGACACGCUCACGCUUGCCCAGCUCCAUGUAGCCCCAAGCAGCGUGCUCGAGCUUGCUAUCGAUCAAGUGGAUUCGCAGCCCGAUCUCGAGGCGAUUAUCGCGGAAGAAGCUGAUACAUCCGCUCGAGGCAAGAUCGAGACAGGAUUCAAAGGAACUGGAUUGCUUUCACUUUGAGGAAAUUUCGGAUUGUGCUUGUCUUUUGAUGAACUUAUUUUUGGUAGCCUGUGUAUUAUUAACAACUGUGUUCUCGACAAAAACAAGCCUGUCGCUUCAUUUGCUGGACAUUGCAG